UAAUGAGUGUUACAUACUGAUGAGGAGCAAGCUGUACCAGUAUUAGGUGUCUGGUUAAAAUUGAUUACAGACAUGGAUAUGAUUCCAGUGAGAGACCCUGGUGGGGGUAAACACAAUGAUGCUGGUGUGGAACAGAAGGCUGCACAACAGAGGAGAAUGGUGUCCCGCUGGGACAGGGAUAGCCUAGAGGACAAAUACCUUCGUAUGUAUGAGGAAAACAUCAUCCUUAAAAAACAUGCUCGCAAGCAGGAGGACAAAAUUAAAAGGAUGGCUACUAAAUUAUUACGAUUAGUUAACGACAAAAAGAAGACCAAUGAAGUAGACGGAGGAGAAACAAGAGGUAAAAAAGUUAAGGAUGUGGAAAUGGAAGAAAAGAUUGAAGAACUAACAGAGAAAAUCCGUAACAUGGAGAAGCAAAAUGUGCAGCUGAAAGAAAAGUUGAUGUUGUCCAAACAGCAGUUGGCCACUAACAAGCGGUCCACUCCAUACAACCAUGUGGGAUCAAGGAUCAGCACAGGAAUUUCUCGCACACAACCUCAACCUGACUCCAGACUUACCAAGAACAUGAGAGUUACUGGCCCUAUGGACUCACCACCAGGGAGGAUGACGGGCAGUCCUACACAGCCAAGAUACGGCCACAGUUUACUGGAGAAUGCUAGGGCUGACCUCCACCACAAGGAUGACCAAAUAGCACAACUACACGAACAGAUGGAAAUGUAUGAAAUCGAGAUAGAGAACAUGAGACAGCAGCUGAGGUUAAAGGAAGCUGAGCAUGAGGAAGACCUAGUCAAGAUAAAACAGCAGAUUACUGCUGAGCAACGAGUGACUGUCCAAGAAAACAUUGACCUGAUUCGCCUACAACGUGAAGUGAAAGAGAGGUCCACACAGUAUCACACCCUGCAGGAGAAAUAUGUUCUUCUAGAACAGAACAUGCAGACAAUGAAACACAGCCAUGACAGCAUGCUGAUGGAAAUGGAGAGACUCAACAUGCAAGUGAAAGAGGAGCAGAAUCGUGUACUGACACUCCAGAAUGAACUCAAAUUUGGUACAACUAACAACAGGAAACUGAUCGAGUUGAAUGAACAGAUCAUGAGUCUGGAGAAGGAAAACCAGAUCCUUAAGGAAGCUAAUGAGAAGUUUGUCAGCAGUGCAUUUGACCUGGACAGAGAAAGAGAAUGGCGACAGAGAGAGAAUGCACUUAAAGUGCAGAUAGCCCAACUGGAGGCCACACUGAAGGCUGACCUUGGUGAGAAGGGUGGAAUUCUCGACCAGCUUGCUAGUGAGAAAGAGCAACAUGAGAAGCUUCAAGCCACUUUCAGACAGAUGCAAAUAGAACACUAUCAACAGAAGGAGGAAUAUGAUGAUCUCAAACAGAAGAUGAAAUUCUUCACAAAGGAAAGUGCUAUAGAUUUCACAGAGAUAGAAGAGGCUUUAGUCCUUGUCAAACAAAAGCGGCAGCAGGAACUCCCAGAACCAGAUUUUCUACAGAAAGUGGAUAUAGAAAAGGACAAAGAUGUGAGUCGUUCCCUACUGACACUGCAGGCUGAGUAUGCAGAGACGAUCCAUGAGCUGGAGAAAACACGCAACAUGUUGGUGAUCCAGCACAAGAUAAACAAAGACUACCAACAGGAGGUUGAAAUUUCUACCAACAAACUUGAAGAAGUGCGCAAGGAGUAUGAAAUGAAGCUAGAUGAGUAUGCUCGAUUAUUGGACAUUAGAGCUGCUAGGAUCAAGAAACUUGAAGCACAAUUACGAGACGUCGCCUAUGGAACCAAACAGUUUAAGAUCGCUCCACCUGUUGAUGAGGAGGAUGCCAUUGCUGACUUUGAUGAGACCAUCCACUUAGAACGUGGUCAGAAUCUAUUUGAAAUCCACGUACAGAAGGUGUCCCUAUCUGACGAGGGUAUCAAACACAUUGGAGAUGAUGAACCAUCUAUCUUCUGUACUUGGGAAUUCUUUGAGUUUGAGAUUCAGAGUACUCCAGUACUCAAAGGCUCAAGACCUGAGUUUGACUUCACAUCACAAUAUAUAGUCAAAGUAGACGACUUUUUCUUACACUUCUUACAAAAGGAUUCCUGUACUCUAGAACUCCACCAAUCAUUUGGUCAGGACUACAGGACAAUAGCAGCAUGCCAACUGGUCUUCAAGGAGAUUUUCAACAAGACACAUGGAAGGAUUCAUGGAACUGCAACUCUAACAGGUGUUGACAGUAGUGGUGGUACUGGUAUUGGUUUUGGGAGUGUGGAGUACUGGAUAAGGCUACGUGUGCCAAUGGACCAGGCCCUCCGUUUGUACAAGGAACGAACCAAAGCCCUGGGAUAUGUGACCUCAAAUGAAAAGGCUGCAACUGAAGCGUUACAGGCACUGGAUGAGACCGCUGUCAAGAGGCCAGCAGAUAAUGUUAACGAACUUCAUGUGAAAAUCUUACGUUGUGCUAACCUCAAACCAAGACGAGAGCAUGUUCAGCCAUCGCCUUAUGUUAUCUAUCAGUUCUUUGACUUCAAUGACCAUGAUACAGUGAUUCUCGCAAGUACCAACAACCCAGAGUAUAAUGAUCACAUGACCUAUCCAGUACCGAUGACCAAAGAACUGGACCACUACCUCAAAACAUAUCAACUGAAGGUGUUUGUAUUUGAUGAUACUGACCCUGAGCAGACGGCAUACUUAGGAAUCGCAGAUGUACCACUCAUUCCAUUAGCUCACAAUAAGUCCAUCCAGGGUAUCUUUGAGCUUAAAGGAGCCAACGGCAAAAUCAAUGGAACCAUAGAAAUGGAGCUUAGAUGGCAGUAUACAUACAUCAUGCCGAAGGGUGUCCGUAUACAGGACCCACCUGUGAUUGAACCAGUUGCACCACCCUACGCCUCACCACAACAGGAACAUUCAGACUCAGAUAGGCAGUCUGUGGCUGAAUCUGACAUCACACCAGUCAAACAGAAGUCAAGGGUAGCAGCCAAGUUCCCUGACCCAACAGCUACUUCCACUCCUAUGCCAGCACCACCAGAGCGUCGGGAGGGAGAGCCAGCUAAGAAAAUUCCAAAGCGUCGACUCCACAAAGAAGAUACAGCUGAAGAGCCAUCACUCGUCAAUGAUGCUGUGAAAGGAGUGAUUUCUGAUAUCAUGCCGUCCAGUAUGUCUGACUCAAUGACAGAAACCCUACCAGCACAACCAAGUAUUCACAUGCCAGACCACCAGAGAAGCCAGAAGGGUAAAAAGCCAAUCCCUAAGGCUAGGAAAACAAUUUUCAAGGGUAAUAAUACAAAAGAAGAGAUUCAGAGUCCAAAGGAACAAUCCAAAAUGUCCGACACUAUGUUUGAAGAGGAGCGUACAGAUGAGAUUUCUGAGGAGAUAACUGAGGGUAGCCCUUCAGGCACCCUGCAGUUCACCACCGAACCUCCACCCAUGACAGAGGAAAGCAGUCAUGAGUCUGAUACUCCACAGGGAGUCAUGGAGUCUGACAGCGAAGGAGUUAUCAUGGCACCGAAACCUACAAAACGCAGCCAGAAAAAAGCUGCAGCAAAGAAGGGUAAUGUUGUAACGAUCACCGUCUCACAUCUGUCGUUAGAAGAAGGUGCUGAUGUUCUACAUAGAGAUAACAUUCGUCAGCUUUUUGUUGCCUAUAACUUCCUGGGCAUUGAGCCCCAAGAAUUGGAGACACCUUUCUCCCUCCCAAAACCCAAGCCUGGACAACAGAUUGCGUUUAACUUCAGCAAGACUUUCCAAGUGGAUAUAGAGAAGAACUACACACGAAGACAAUUUCUGGCCAGCAUGCUACUACCUGAUGAUCCUGAGCAAGGCCGGAUCCGGUUCACCAUUGUGAGCGAGCCUCCAGACGAGGACAUGGAGGGAGAUUGUGAGGAUGUGGGUAUUGCCUGGGUCAGCAUUAAGAAAAUCCUCAUGAACCAGAGGAACAUUACAGAGGAGGAUGUGGAAGUGUUGGAUGUUAAGGAUCAGAGGACUGUGAUAGGGUGUCUUAACCUGUCUGUCGAUUGCCUUUCUGCCCUCCAGGCUGUUGAGAAUGAAAUGCAAGUGGAUGGCACAUACUAAAUAGCAGAGUACUAGAUCUGAUAUAACAGGAAAAACUACAAACUGGACACACAAUAGGAGAUCUGAUAUAAUUUGUAAAAAACAAACUGUAUUUUAUAUAGUAAUGAAUAUUACUAUAUAAUGUAAUUUAUUAUCAUGGUUGUGUGUUAGUGUUCUUCUACAUCUACCCACUUAUAGCGACAUCACACAAUGUUAUGUUACCAGGGAUCUAACUUUUAUUGACAUUUUGUGACAUCACAUAAUGUUAUGUUACCAGAGAUCUAACUUUACAUUAUGUGACAUCACACAAUGUUGUGUUACCAGAGAUCUAACUUUUAUUGACAUCACACAAUGUUGUGUUACCAGAGAUCUAACUUUUAUUGACAUUAUGUGACAUCACACAAUGUUGUGUUACCAGAGAUCUAACUUUUAUUGACAUUUUUGACAUCAUACAAUGUUAUGUUACCAGAGAUCUAACUUUUAUUGACAUUAUGUGACAUCACACAAUGUUGUGUUACCAGAGAUCUAACUUUUAUUGACAUUUUGUGACAUCACACAAUGUUGUGUUACCAGAGAUCUAACUUUUAUUGACAUCACACAAUGUUAUGUUA
This is a messenger RNA of Ylistrum balloti, 4634 nucleotides long. Its product is annotated as protein fantom-like. The transcript has 37 exons. The record is from RefSeq and is a predicted model, not a curated record. Gene Ontology annotation, cellular component: ciliary transition zone. The coding region runs from base 73 to 4044 and encodes 1323 amino acids. NCBI's taxonomy places the organism in Eukaryota, Metazoa, Mollusca, Bivalvia, Pectinida, Pectinidae. Gene Ontology annotation, biological process: non-motile cilium assembly.